Messenger RNA from Cuscuta campestris, 1797 nucleotides. The record is from the annotation of a GenBank genome assembly. Lineage: Eukaryota; Viridiplantae; Streptophyta; Magnoliopsida; Solanales; Convolvulaceae.
CGUGGCAAAUUUAGACUCCUUUGAUGACACGUCGGAUGACACGCGUCCAAUUAUAGGCAAAGUUCCCUUCCAGUACCCGUUCCUUUCUCUCGCCCAAGUUCUUCGCGCGGAAGGAAAGAAAUCUGCUACAAAUCUUCACGCUGAAAAGAAACGAAUAUGAUCCUGAUUCCUCGCUCCAGUAGCCGAUUCUUAGCCUCCCUAUGUGCGAAGCACUGAUCUCUUCCAUCGGCCAACACUUCUCCUUCUCCAAAAAAGCACCGUACUGUACAUCUUCACUGAAGGAAAUUUGCACCUAAUGAAGGAAAGUCAACAUCCACUGAUUCUUCGCGGAUUCUUCACGUCAAUUAUGAGAUCUACAUCGUCAAAUUCGAUUUAUUUUGUGUCAAUUCGAUAAUCAGAUAUGGAUUCAGAUAUUGGGCAUGGUUCCUGGGAGAGGUUGACAAAGCACGAGAACACAGGCAGUAACUUUAGGUUGGACGCAGUGUCAUUAGUUAAUGGUGAAGUGUACAGCAUCUUCUCAGCCUGUCCAAAGCUUGAGUCUUUAAUGUUGAAAUAUUGUAGACUUCCAUCUAAGUUAUAUAUUGGCGGACCAGAACAUGAGUGGAAGUCUUUAACAAUCACAAGUUGUAUCGGGGUAAAGAAGCUAGAGCUUUGUGCUGGAAAUUUGACUAGCUUGGAAAUCAUUUCCUCUCAAAAGCUGGAAGAAAUUAGUCUUUCCCAUGUUCCAAAGCUGAGACAUUUUUUGUUGGGUUAAAAUGUUCUGGUCAUAUGUCUUAUAUGAUUUGUCGGGUUGCCAAGGACAUGCCUGAACUUGAAUCCUUAUAUAUUGAAUCACGGGUCAGUGAGGUAUGUGUGCGUGUGUGUGUGUAGUGUGUUUCUUUUGCCAUGUCCUUUUUUUGCUUUCAUAUCGUUUUCCCCUCCCCCACUAUGCUACUGAUGAUGAUUUUCCAGAUAUAUUAUACCCCGUCAGGAGGGCGUGCGUUCAACAAUCUUAAGGAUGUAUAUGUACUCAUGGACUUUAGAUGGCUAUAUGGUGCUCAACAAAUUGCUUGUGUUAUUAGCUGCUCACCAUUUCUACGCAAAUUUCGUUUGGUGACAAAAGGUAUUGUAGACAUAGGAGUACCGAGGCUAGCAUUUACCUCAACUUAUGAUCAUAUUCAUCUGAAAGAAGUGGAGAUUGGGGGAUUUCAUGGACAUGAGAGCGAGCUUGAAUUGAUUAUCUUUCUUCUUAGAUUUCCAGAGAAAUGAAAGUAUCGUAUAUCAUCUGUUCCAACACAUAGGACUUAGAGAGUGAAAAAAGUAAAUCGUAAGCAAGUCCUUUUGGUAUGAUCAAGUGCUCAAUUUUUUUAAUUAAUUUUUAACACAUAGUACAUCUUAUUGAGAUAAAACUUCUAAUAUGACUUUUAUCUUCUCAUGGAUGAUGAUUAUAGGUCAUUUUUUGACACUUGAGUUUUACUUUCUUUCUCCAUGGCAAUGCUCCGUAUUUGUAAUAAUCUUCUCACGGCUGAUGAUAAUGAGAUGCGAUAUUUUACGUAGAAUUGGCAUAAGUUUUCUUCAAGUCUCAUAGGUGGGUUUACUUAAUUAGUAUGAUGUUUUUUAUGCAUGGAUAAUUAGUUUCAUUUUUCAUGGCAUCAACACCCUAUCCCACCAACACCUCUCAACUUCACACUUUUAGAGGUACACAAUUAAAAUGUUUUAGCAUAAGCCAUUAGUCUCCAGUUUCUCUUUUUUUAUUCUUCCAUUCUUUAUGUUGAGUAGCAGAUACCACAUGAGAAAUUACUCCAUUUUAGGCAUUUU